AAGGGCUGCAGCUGACAAUGAAACUCUCUCAGGAAACUUAAGUCUCCGGUGACAAAUAAGACUCUCAACCAAGACAGGAUGCAUUAUGACCCAGCCACUGAGCCAAAGGGAUAUGGGAGGCAAACAAGCUGUGCUCUAUUGUCUUGGCAUAUGCUUUACAGACAUUUAUAGAAUUUGAGCUCAGAUUGAAAUCACUCAGUUCGUUGUUCCUUCAUUCAGCAAAGAUGGGGAUUCCUCAGCAAGUAUUUUGGCAGCUGCUGAUUUUGGGACUGACAGUUCAGCCCAGUGAAGAGGUGGAAGCUUUGUGUUCUGGGACCACGUGCUACACACUGAAUUUUGGACGGUUUAGUUGGAUGGAUGCUCAGCAAAAGUGCAAGGACAAUGGGGGUAACCUGAUGACUCUGAAAAGCCAAGAGGAGGCUUUGCUUGUCCCACAGCUGCUCACCAAGAUGCCCAAAGGGGAAGCCGGCACAGUUUCAGAGGUAAGAUUGUGGAUUGGGCUUCACCGAAAGAAAGGCAAAUGCUACGAUAAACAUCGGCCAUUGAGGGGCUUCCGCUGGGUGACAGGAGGUGAGGACACCCAGUACUCUAAAUGGGGACAGGAACCCCGGGAAACCUGCUUGUUAAAUAUGUGUGUGGCCCUUCAGGGAGCUCCCUUCUCAUCUCAGGAACUGCCCUGGGUAGACAGCCUCUGUGGUAAUGCAGCUGCUGGGUUGUCAGGCUUCUUGUGCAAGUUCAGUUUCCAGGGAAUGUGCCGUCCGCUCAUACUGGCAGGGCCAGGCGUGGUCAGCUACAGCACCCCUUUUGGUGUAGCCACUGAUUUCCUUGUAACUGUACCCUUUGGCUCCACGGCUGAUGUAGCAUGUGAGCCCCAAGGAGAGGAGAUACCUAACAUCUUCCUUGUGUGCAAGCCACAGCCAAACAGCAAUGUCUCUGAAUGGAGCAGCCCAGGUCCAUUUUGUGCUUCACCCAUUUACGGUUGCAGCUACAGCAAUGGGGGUUGUGAACAUGAGUGCUUGAAUCAAGGCAAGGGUUUGUUUCGAUGUGCAUGCCACUCAGGAUACCAACUUGGAGGGGAUCAUCUUUCCUGUGUCCCCGUGGACUACUGCAGCUCCAAUCCAUGUCAAGGACAGUGUAAACCAUACCCUGGAGGCUUCCAAUGCCUCUGUGCUUCUGGUUAUAUUCUGGCUGAUGAUGAGCGGAGCUGCAUAGAUGUGAAUGAGUGUGGUGCGCUUCAAAGUCCUUGUGAACAAAUAUGUGUGAAUACCAAGGGGUCCUUCACAUGUCAUUGCAACCUUGGCUACAUGCCUGCUGAGUCUGACCACCAGGCAUGCCAGGACAUUGAUGAGUGUGCAAGGAACACACCAUGUGACCAGAUUUGUGUAAAUACUCAUGGCUCCUUCCACUGCUCUUGCCAGCCAGGAUACCAGCUGGAAGGUAUUAAUAGCUCUUCUUGUCUAGAUAUUGAUGAGUGUCAGGAAGAACUUUGUGAACAUAUGUGCAUCAAUCAAGAUGGCAGCUACCGGUGCUCUUGUAGGGAUGGCUGGAUUUUGGCACCCAAUGGGAUCUCUUGUCUCUUGGAUCCCACAAGCAGCACCUCUUCAACAUUCAUUCAAGGAGGAGAAUGGAUUCCAACAGACAUUCAUCCUGCUUCAGAGUUACCAGCCCUCCUGACUGAUCCUCCACUUCAAGCUGAGCUAGAAGGAGUCUUUGCAUCCCAGGAUUACACCCUUCAGCCAGCUGUGGUCAGCAAUACACUGGAGGACAAACCCCAUAUCAGAGAUGAGAGGAUAGAUAAGAACAGUCAUGGCUCCAAGCAAUUUUUAUAUCUUAUCUUGGGCGGUGUGGGUGUUUUAUUCCUGGUGUCUUUUGCCCUAGCUUGGGUCAUCUACAGAAAAGUAAAAGCCAAGGAGGUCAAGAAAAAUUCUAAGAAUGUCACGGAUAAUUACUCUUGGGUAAAAGACCAAGGAGAGAGCAGGGCAGCAGGAAGCAAGGAGGGUUUGUAUCUGUCACUGGCCAGAUCAAGGCGCUAUAAAUGCUGGGGCCGCCUGAACGGGAAGCGACGACGGGGCACCCCGGUUUCACUCGAAGAGCGCUCGCCGUCAUCGCCUGCUAACAUGUGGUUCCUCCUAGUGGCGAUGGGCAGCCUGAGAGCGGGGCUGGCGUCGCCCGUACCGUCUCCGGCGCCGAUCCCUUUAGGCGCGCAGUGCCUGGGCUCCGCCUGCUUCGGUUUAUUCGGCACUUCCCUGAGUUUCGGCGAGGCGGGCGGCGUGUGCGAGGAAGGCGGCGGACACCUCAUGACGGUCCGCUCCACGGUGGCGGCCGAGGCCAUAGCGCUGCUAUUGCUGCGCGACCUCCGUGGCAGCGCCUGGCUAGGUUUGCGCCUGCCCGAGAACCGCUGCGUCGAGCCGGCGAAACGCCUGCGGGGAUUUCAGUGGGUCACCGGCGACGAGUGGACGGACUUCGACGCUUGGGAGAGCAACGGGUCCGACCCAAAAGUGCCCACCUGCGGCCCCACGUGCGUGGCGGUGACUCGCCAACUGAAGUGGCAGGAGCGCGCCUGCAACGCCUCCGCCGAAGCCGUCCUCUGCGAGUACAGCUAUCCGAACGGGACCUGCGGGCCCCUGACGGACGCCUUCGCGGUCACUUACCUCACGCCCUUCGGCGCCCAGGAGAGCGAUCUGGUGGCCUCUCCGCCGGGCACUACGGCGGAGUUGCCGAGCUUGGGCGCCCUCCUGGAGUGUCGCGCGCAGGGCAGCAACGGGACUUUCCAGUGGGGUUCAGCCACGCCUGGCGCCUGGGAUUGCCAGUUGCAAAAUGGGGGCUGUGCCGACCAGUGUCGUUUGGACGAGCAAGGGAGACCCUACUGCGCUUGCCCGGAAGACAAGAGGUUGUCGGAGGACCAACGGAGCUGUUGGUACCCCUGUGCCAGUUUAGGAUGCCAGCAGCAUUGUGAGCCUCAGGGUGACUCUGGAGUCUGCAUGUGCUUUGAGGGUUAUAAGCUGGAUUCCGAUGGUAAGAGCUGCUUGGACAUCGAUGACUGUCAGGCCACACCAGGGCUUUGUGAACAGGUGUGCAUUAACACCCAGGGCGGAUUUGAGUGCCGCUGCUGGCAAGGCUACAGUCUGAUAAAGGACAAAUGCCUUCCAGACAAAUGGGGGUGCUUUGAUUUAACGUGUGAACAUGAGUGCAACCUUGUUAAUGGAGAGUAUAAAUGCACAUGUUUUGAGGGAUAUACUCCAGACCCCAAAAGUCCUAAUAAGUGUCUCCUAGUCUGUGACCAGGCUGAAUGCCCUGCACAAUGUGACCCACACACUCUAGAUAUAUGCUAUUGUCCGGAAAACUUUAUCUUGGAUGGGAAAACAGAUGGUAUGAAAGUAUGCAUAGACAUCAAUGAGUGUGAGUCUGAAUUCUGUGGUCCCCUGGAGUGCAUAAAUACACCUGGCAGUUACAGCUGCAUCUGUCCUGAUGGACGUAUUCAAGAAGCCAACAGCUUCUGUGAGCAGCCAUCAGAAGAACCAGAGGAGUUUUCAGGUCAAACUGAAAUUUAUCCCAAAUCAACUGUUCCUCCUUCCUUUGCCCCACCAAAGGAUGGCAGGAGUCAAGGGACAUUGGCUGCAAUCAUUGUUAGCGUCACCCUUACGGUUGUGAUGUUGGUAGUUAUUAUCUGCUACCUGGUGAAGAAACGCUAUGCUGCACAAAGCAUAUCGGACUACAAAUCUCAGCAGUCUCAAAGUGGUGUGGCACUUCAGCAUGUUAGUCCAACGUGUGACUCUUCCAGACAGAAAAUAUAGGAAACAUUCAUUUUGGAAGGAGAAAAGAGACAGUAAUUUUAAAAACUGCAAAGAAUUGUUUGUGAAUUUGGGGGUAGGGGGGAGUCCUAUGCAGAUGCUGUUUAAUUCAUAACUGCCUGCAUGAACUCUGAAGUAACAUUUUUCUUUCAUUUCCUGAGAGUUCAUUGUCAUGCCAUGAGAGCAUUGUUAGUAUUUGACACUGACUUAUAAUGUGAAUCCCAUGUGUGCACAGAAAUGAAGUUUGGGAUGCAUUUAUGUAGGACUUCAGUUCUACUACUACUUUUUUCCAAAUGCAACUUGAUUGGUCUGUUCUUUGUUGUAUAGACGUAACGCUGCCUGUGUUGAAGAUCAAGAUCAAAUGAACUGGGAGGGAUAUUAAACUUCUACAAGUAUUUUUUCUGGGAGCUUCCACUGUUAUAUAUAUAUAUUUCUAAUUCACAGCUUUCACCUUGUUACUGGACAACAAUUCUAUGUAACAGUCUUGACAUAGUCUCUGUGAACAUUGAAGGAGUUAGCUAUCCGCCCGUGCUAAAUUAUCCAUUUAAGUUUAACUAUUAUGCAGCCCCAUUCUCCUCCUGGUUCCCCCCCCCUUUUUUUUUAAAUUUUUGGUUACAGAUUUUGGCUUGGGAGAAUUUAGCUUUUCAUUAGGCAUUCAGUUCGUAAUACAAACUUUCUGUGUUCUCAAAGUAGUUUUGAGUACUUGCUGCUAUAAGCUACAACUACUUUAUUGCGAUGUUGUUCCUUUUUUCCAUGUGUGACUUUCCUUUGUCUUCAUCUCAUUUUCAUCUUAUUCUAUUUGUUUCACAGAGGAUUUCUCGUAAUUGAAAAAUAUGUGACAUACCAGUUUGCACUUUGGACACUUUUAUUUAACUGGAUUAAAUUCCUUUCUUUCAUGUUUUGUUUUAAUAUAAAAUGUUCACCAGUUUUAAAGGAAGCCUUUCAGAUUUUCAGUACUGUAUUGGAAAGAGUUGGAGAAUGACAUUUUAAUGCCUUCAUUUGAGAGACUUUCAUUUUUAUUUAAGACAAUAAGCAUGAUAAAAAAGGACUUUAAACAUUGUCAAGCAAAUUUUAUCUAAU
Molecule: messenger RNA, 4871 nt
Organism: Pseudonaja textilis
Lineage: Eukaryota; Metazoa; Chordata; Lepidosauria; Squamata; Elapidae
Gene: THBD
Product: thrombomodulin
Biological process (GO): positive regulation of axonogenesis
Cellular component (GO): membrane; cytoplasm
Molecular function (GO): transmembrane signaling receptor activity; calcium ion binding
Source: RefSeq, a predicted model, not a curated record